AUGGGGGUAAAUAUUCUGACCGACAGCAGCGGCCGCGGGCCCGAGGGCGGGGGCCGGGGCCGGGGCCGCCACCCGCACCGGGAUCACACCGGCUCCCAGCUGUCGCUCGGGGCCCGCUGCGGCGCCGCGCCGGAGCACAAGGAGGCCCCAGAGCGCCCGAGCCUGGAGGACCCAGAGUCGUCGGAUUCCGAUGACGAGAUGACAGACCCGGCCAGCUUGGAGGCGGAGGCCCACCAAGGCCCGUGCGGCCAGAUCCGCCAUCAGUACCGGGCGCUCAUCAACUCCGUCCAACAAAGCCGGGAGGGCAUACGAAAUGCCGGCGACAGAUUAACAGAGGCCCUUGAAGAGGCCAACACUCUGUUUAAGGAAGCGUCCCGAGCAAGAGAAGCAGUCCUCGGUGCCCACUUUCUUGUUUUGGCUUCAGAUUUGGGCAAAGAGAAAGCAGAGCAGCUGCGCUCGGACCUGAGCUCGUUUGGAAUGUUAAGAUAUGUUGAAGCUCUACUGACACAUAUGGGUGUAAAUCCGCUAGAAGCUGAAGGACUCGUCCGUGAUGAAGAUAGCUCUGAUUUGGGAUUCAUAGUCUACGACUCCUGGAAAAUACCAGGCAAAACAGCAGAAAACACUUUUAAUAAAACCCAUGCAUUCCACUUUCUAUUGGGUUCAAUAUAUGGAGACUUCCCAGCGCCGAAGUCACGAAUUGAUCGUCUAGGAAAAGUUCCUAUGAUAGGAGAGGAGAGGGCAAUGCCCGCCCAGUUAAGCAGAAUGGAAGGCGGAGGCGAGCAAGCAACAGAGAAAGAUCCAGCCAAGGUAGGUGGAUUACUUGAGAGCUUUGGGUUUUUUUUGAGACGGAGUCUUGCUCUGUCACCCAGGCUGGAGUGCAGUAGCACAAUCUCAGCUCACUGCAACCUCCACCUCCUGGAUUCAAGCAAUUCUCUUGCCUCAGCCUCCUGA
Molecule: messenger RNA, 951 nt
Organism: Saimiri boliviensis boliviensis (Bolivian squirrel monkey)
Lineage: Eukaryota; Metazoa; Chordata; Mammalia; Primates; Cebidae
Source: RefSeq, a predicted model, not a curated record